GUCACAUGACGCUGCGACUGGCUACUGUCAAGCUGGUAUAAAUCCACCUCUGUAGAUUUAGUCUGUCCUCUUUCCUCCACGCAAAGGUGCCGUGUCCUCGGGUCCAGGCUACAAAGUAGCUUCGACUUCUUCAGUCAUGGCUGACCAGGCUUUUGUGACGUUGGCUACCAAUGACAGCUAUGCUCGUGGAGCCAUGGUUUUGGGCCAGUCCCUCCGCAACCACAAUACAUCCAGGAAGCUGGUGGCACUCAUCGGUCCACAGAUGUCGGAGCCUUGCCAGACCGUGCUGAGGAGAAUCUACGACGAGGUGAGGCUGGUGGAUGUGCUGGACAGCGGUGACACAGCGCACCUGGCCAUGAUGAAGAGGCCAGACCUGGGUGUCACCUUCACCAAACUCCACUGCUGGACUCUCGUACAAUACACCAAAUGUGUUUUCAUGGAUGCAGACACACUGGUGCUUUCAAAUAUAGAUGAGCUGUUUGACAGAGAAGAAUUGUCAGCUGCUCCCGACCCCGGCUGGCCUGACUGCUUCAACUCUGGUGUGUUUGUUUUUCGGCCUUCCAUGGAGACUUACGGCAAACUGCUUCAGUAUUGCACAGAACACGGCAGCUUUGAUGGAGGAGACCAGGGUGUUUUGAAUGGCUUCUUCAGUGAUUGGGCAACAGCUGACAUAUCAAAACACCUCCCCUUCAUCUACAACCUCAGCAGCAUAGCCAUCUACACUUACCUUCCAGCAUUCAAGCAGUACGGUGGCAAUGCCAAGGUGGUCCAUUUCCUGGGGAAGACCAAGCCAUGGAGUUACACAUUUGACCCCAAAUCCAAACAGAUGGCAGGAAGUGUACAUGAGGCCACAGGACAUCCCACCUUCCUCGUGGACUGGUGGAUCGUGUUCUCCAGUGCUGUGGUGCCCAUGCUGCAGGAGCAGUAUGGAGACCGGCCUUUCUACUCCGGAUGUGUGGAGGGUUCAAGCAGCUCUUCAUUUGCACAAGAACUUGAGCCACAGGUGUCCUCAGAGGAACGGAAGCAGAAAUGGGAGCAGGGGCAGGCAGACUACAUGGGAAUGGACUCAUUUGACAAUAUCAAGAGAAAGCUUGAUACCUUUCUCAAGUAAAGAAGCUAUGAAGGAGGAUAUCAAAAGAGCACCUGAGUUUAACAAACCGUCACCACAGGUCUUUCAUGAAAAAACUGUAAAACAGCUUGCAUUUGUCACUUCCUAGCUGUUUCUCAACUUCAAAUGAGUUGAGCUGCUCCCUCCACCAGCACUACCCUCUCCAUACUCCAAAGACAGCGCCGAUUUAAAUGGGAAAUGAAAAGUUAAAUAUAUUCUGAGCGGCGUUAAUUGUCUAUGCAAGACUGUCAUUAUUCAGUUUACCCUGCCACAGGUGUCUGAUCUGUUACACUGUGAAGAGAAUCAAUCAAGAAAAAUUUAUAAUGAAAUGAAUUCACUCUGAAGAGUAUUUGGAAUAAAAAAUUUUUGCAAUACUCUUUAUUUUUUCAUGCUGUUUUUGUGAAACGGAUAUGGCAACAAGAGUUGAACUGGGUCUUUUGUAUCUUUGUGUCUAAGAUAAGCAGUCACUUACAUGAACAUUCUUCACUUUUCCUUUUUUUAUUUUUACUACGCAGUCACCUAGCAAUCUGCCGAGCAUUAAAACCGCUUCUCUCAGUUUAUCUCUUUUGCUUUUGAAUUGAAACUGUUUAACAUAGACCUAAAAACCUGUUUACAGCACCUCUAACGGCCAUAGUAUGGCCAUAUAGCCAUACAUAUAUACACUAGAUCUCUAGUGCCUUAGUGUCUUGCUCUCUCUAUUGCCAUCAUCCUGUACCUGUUGUUGACUUGCAGCUUUUCUGUAGGACUUUAGAUUUUUAACUUUCUUGUUUUACUUGACCAGAAUGUUGGCUGUACCACGAAUACCUUCAUCUGGAAAUAAUAAAGACGUCAUUAAAAGUUUGGAUCC
Epinephelus moara (kelp grouper) is the source of this 1955-nucleotide messenger RNA. RefSeq names its product glycogenin 1b (gene gyg1b). Gene Ontology annotation, cellular component: cytoplasm. The record is from RefSeq and is a predicted model, not a curated record. Gene Ontology annotation, molecular function: glycosyltransferase activity. The coding region runs from base 137 to 1111 and encodes 324 amino acids. The transcript has 7 exons. Lineage: Eukaryota; Metazoa; Chordata; Actinopteri; Perciformes; Serranidae.